AUGGCGGAUGAUGCCAUUAAAGAGCAGUUAGAGAACGCCCACAAAGCGUUCGAGGCACGGAAUUAUCAGGCGUGCGAGUCAAUUCUCCAGAAGCUGCCACAAGAAGAUUUACAGGCAAAACAUAAUUUGGCCAUUGUGCGACUGCUGCAGAACCACGCCGAUGUGGAGCAGACCAUCGCGGCGCUGGCCGAUAACUCGACAGAGGGCCUCCCUGCGCUGAAUGAGAAGGAGGGGGAUUCAAAGCAUCCUGUUGCCCUGCUGUAUGAAGGGCAUGAGACGGCGCACUUUAAUCGUGCGCUGCUUCUGGCACGGUCCGGACUCUUAAACGAGGCGGCAGUUAUUUUGCGUGGCUUGCUUGGGAUGCACAACAGUAUUAAGCCCGCGGUCCUGGGGCGUGUAUUGUGCCUCUUACAGACAAUUACACGUAUUCCGACCAAGGCACAUCACCGUCAGCGUUCCGAUGAGGACUUGAUUCAGAAAGUGGUCACGGAAGCCAUGGGCAAGUUUACAAAAGAUCCGGCCCUUCUCAGUAUGAUAAGAGGGACCUUUGCCGACUCCAGCGCCAUUCAUGAAAUGCCCCACAACUCCGACGCAGACCGGGCUGUUUACUUUAACAAUGUCGGAGUUCUGAUAAUGGGUGAUGCCAAAAUGAACGUGGCGUCCCUUUGCUUUGCAAAGGCAGAAAAAGCCGUUGCGCAAUGCAACACCCCGUUGAUGCGGCACCCCAUUGUUUACAACGCAGGUCUUUGUGCGUUAUUACGUGGUGAGCAUGACAGUGCCAUUACUUGUUUUCUUUCCGUGCAGGAGUUUAUGAAGAAGUCUCCGCUGUUUUGGGUGCGGUUUGCAGAGGCUGCUGUUGCUAAGCUGCAGAAAGAGGCGCAUAAAACGGCUCUGGAGGAGUAUGAACGCAUGCAGGACCACUUUUCAGAGCAGCUACGUAACGGCAAACUGUUUCCCAACUACGAAUAUCUCAUUUUGCCCGGGGCCACUAUCACUCAAGGCCCUCUCGCCGACCCUAAGGAUAGCUCUGUCAGUACCGCAUUAGAGACACUGGUGUGCAGUACGGUUCAGAAUGCACUGAUGCUCCUGUUGCCGCAGGGCCACACUGCUGCUAGUGCCAUGGAAGCCUUUCCCCAUAAUUUCCAGCUUAUUCACUUCGCCUUGUUCUAUUGGUGUGCCCUUGAGAUAUGCCGAAAGAACUACACCGUUGUGGUCAACGUGGGGUACGACCUUCUUAGCUUGCACGAGCGUCGCCCACUCUCGCCAAACCUACACGCUGCCCUACUGUCGUAUAUGGUGGAGGCGUUAAUCCACCUCAAUGAACCCGAACGCGCCCUGAAGGUGCUUCGUCGUUCGUCCCUCUCCAGCCUCGUUCUCGGUUCCUCGUCGGAGCCCCUUGACAGCCACCAGCAAGGUCGUGUGGAGGCGCUUUUCGUCAACCUGGCCAUCACACAUAUCGCAAAUGGUCUGUGGAAUCAGGCCACCUCCGUUGUAGAGUCGCUCUUGGCGAAGGUUUACGAGGGCCGCGCGGCCAAGGAGAAGGAGGGAGGAGGAACGACUAGCAACACCGGCAACCAGAGUGUGGUGCUUGCGUAUCACAUGCUAGUCAUUUUCCUAGAGUUAGCGCAGGGCAAUCAGGAAAAGGCCAAGGAGGCGCUGCUGCGCGUCUCAUGGGUCGCCUGA
Messenger RNA from Trypanosoma conorhini, 1683 nucleotides. RefSeq lists its product as uncharacterized. Gene Ontology annotation, cellular component: CCR4-NOT complex. Gene Ontology annotation, biological process: mRNA catabolic process; negative regulation of translation. Bases 1 to 1683 code for a protein of 560 amino acids. The transcript has a single exon. Gene Ontology annotation, molecular function: protein binding. Lineage: Eukaryota; Euglenozoa; Kinetoplastea; Trypanosomatida; Trypanosomatidae. The record is from RefSeq and is a predicted model, not a curated record.